Molecule: messenger RNA, 1180 nt
Organism: Sorex fumeus (smoky shrew)
Lineage: Eukaryota; Metazoa; Chordata; Mammalia; Eulipotyphla; Soricidae
Gene: CNN2
Product: calponin 2
Exons: 7
Coding region: 26-952 (308 amino acids)
Biological process (GO): actomyosin structure organization
Molecular function (GO): actin binding
Source: RefSeq, a predicted model, not a curated record
GGUCCCGCCGCCGCCGCCGCUGGCCAUGAGCUCCACGCAGUUCAAUAAAGGCCCCUCCUACGGGCUGUCCGCCGAGGUCAAGAACCGGCUCCUGUCCAAGUACGACCCGCAGAAGGAGGCAGAGCUCCGCAGCUGGAUCGAGAGGCUCACUGGCCUGUCCAUCGGCGCCGACUUCCAGAAGGGCCUGAAGGAUGGGGUGAUCUUGUGCACACUGAUGAAUAAGUUACAGCCGGGCUCCAUCCCCAAGAUCAACCGCUCCAUGCAGAACUGGCACCAGCUGGAGAACCUUUCCAACUUCAUCAAAGCCAUGGCGAGCUACGGCAUGAACCCCGUGGACCUGUUCGAGGCCAACGACCUGUUUGAGAGCGGCAACAUGACGCAGGUGCAGGUGUCUCUCCUCGCCCUGGCGGGGAAGGCCAAGACCAAGGGCCUGCAGAGUGACGUGGACAUUGGCGUCAAGUACUCGGAGAAGCAGGAGCGGAACUUUGACGACGCCACCAUGAAGGCGGGCCAAUGCGUCAUCGGGCUCCAGAUGGGCACCAACAAGUGUGCCAGCCAGUCGGGGAUGACGGCGUAUGGCACCAGAAGGCACCUCUAUGACCCAAAGAACCACAUCCUGCCCCCCAUGGACCACUCUACCAUCAGCCUGCAAAUGGGCACCAACAAGUGUGCCAGCCAGGUGGGCAUGACAGCUCCUGGCACCCGGCGUCACAUCUAUGAUACCAAGCUGGGCACCGACAAGUGCGACAAUUCCUCCAUGUCCCUGCAGAUGGGCUACACGCAGGGCGCCAACCAGAGUGGACAGGUGUUUGGGCUGGGCCGGCAGAUCUAUGACCCCAAGUACUGCCCACAGGGUCCCGCGGCUGAUGGGGCUGCCCCGGCCGGUGACUGCCCAAGCCCUGGGGAUGCCCCGGAGUAUCCUUCCUACUACCAAGAGGCAGCAGGCUACUGAGGCACCCGACUGGGGGGGAGGGGAUGUCUCCCCACACCUGACUUCCUUCUCUGUUUUUUUUUUCUGGGGUUCCUCCUUUUUUCUAAUUUUUUUUUGGUUUUGGGACCACAUCAUCUGACUAUGCUCUGGGUUUACUUCUGGCUCUGUGCUCAGAGAUUGCUCCUGCUGGGGUUCAAGGGGACCAUAUGGGGUGCUGGGGAUUGAACCUGGUUAGCUGCGUACAGGGCA